Molecule: messenger RNA, 2262 nt
Organism: Triticum aestivum (bread wheat)
Lineage: Eukaryota; Viridiplantae; Streptophyta; Magnoliopsida; Poales; Poaceae
Product: proline--tRNA ligase, cytoplasmic
Exons: 13
Coding region: 518-2059 (513 amino acids)
Biological process (GO): prolyl-tRNA aminoacylation
Cellular component (GO): cytoplasm; aminoacyl-tRNA synthetase multienzyme complex
Molecular function (GO): proline-tRNA ligase activity; ATP binding
Source: RefSeq, a predicted model, not a curated record
UGACGGUGUUGGUUCUCCAUCACUUUCUCCUUGGAGACGUCAUUUGUGGAGUUCUUGUGGAGGGCUGUCACGAUGCGGCUGGCUGAAAGGGGAGGUUGGGUUCAUGGGUGGCGGGGGCAUGUGUUCUGUACAUGGUGGUGGCGGUGGAAGUGCUUUGCUGAUUCGGGGCAUGCUAAGUUCCGGUUCCUUCUCUAGCUCUGGUUGGCCUCCUCUCAGGGAUGUUCGUGGCGGCGGUGAGGUCUCGGUGUUCGACGUCCUUCGAAGAUGUUGCAGGCUCUUGUUGCUCGGCAUGGUGCCCAGGUUUGCUCAUUUGGUGAUGGUGGUCGAUGUGACACCAAGAGGAGGUGCACUGCUCGUCUCGGUGGAACAUUGCCCUUCGGUGCCAUCAGCGACUUCCGUUCUCGCGAUGCCACCUUGGUGAUGGGAUGCCCUUCGACGGCGUUGCGACUCUCCUAGGUCUUCAAGUUCAAGAGUGAUCGCUGGGCAGGCCGGGGACUUUUUCCUCUACAUCGUCUUGAUGUCGGCGGUGGUUCGGGAUCUAGCCAUGUCGACCAACAAGGGCGGAGGCGGAGGGAAGAAGAAGGAGGUGAAGAAGGAGACGAAACUGGGGAUGGCGUACAAGAAGGAUGAUAACUUUGGGGAGUGGUACUCUGAGGUGGUUGUUAACAGCGAAAUGAUUGAGUACUAUGACAUCUCUGGUUGUUAUAUCUUGAGGCCUUGGGCGAUGGAAAUAUGGGAGUUGCUGAAAGAAUUUUUUGAUGCAGAAAUAAAGAAGUUGAAGCUGAAACCAUAUUAUUUCCCUUUGUUUGUUACGGAGAAUGUUCUGCAGAAGGAGAAAGACCAUAUUGAGGGCUUUGCCCCUGAGGUAGCGUGGGUUACUAAAUCAGGAAAAUCUGAUCUGGAAGCUCCUAUUGCAAUCCGUCCAACAAGUGAGACUGUCAUGUAUCCAUACUUCUCUAAAUGGAUAAGAAGCCACCGGGACUUACCUUUGAAGUGUAACCAGUGGUGCAAUGUUGUUAGAUGGGAGUUUAGCAAUCCAACUCCUUUCAUAAGGAGCCGUGAAUUUCUUUGGCAAGAAGGCCAUACAGUUUUUGCAACUAAAGAGGAGGCAGAUGAAGAGGUCCUCCAAAUAUUGGAACUCUACAGGAGAAUAUAUGAAGAAUUUUUAGCAGUUCCAGUGUCCAAAGGGAGGAAAAGUGAGAUGGAAAAGUUUGCUGGUGGACUUUACACAACCAGUGUAGAGGCCUUCAUUCCAAAUACUGGCCGUGGUAUACAAGGUGCAACUUCACAUUGUCUUGGUCAAAACUUUGCAAAGAUGUUUGAUAUCACUUUUGAGAAUGAAAAGGGUGAACGGUCCAUGGUGUGGCAGAACUCUUGGGCAUACACUACCCGCUCGAUUGGAGUCAUGGUAAUGACACAUGGUGAUGACAAGGGCUUAGUGCUGCCACCAAAGGUGGCACCUAUCCAGGUCAUUGUUAUUCCUGUGCCAUUUAAAGAUGCUGACACAACAGGUAUUAAAGGGGCGUGUGAGUCGGCUGUUUACACCUUGAACCAAGCUGGGAUUCGAGCAGAUUUGGAUGCUCGUGAAAACUACUCUCCUGGUUGGAAAUAUUCUCAAUGGGAAAUGAAAGGUGUUCCUUUGAGAAUCGAGAUAGGUCCAAAAGAUCUGGCGAACAAGCAGGUGCGCAUUGUCCGGCGAGACAAUGGUACAAAGGUUGAUAUUCCUUCAACAGACUUGGUUGAGCAGGUUAGAGUGUUGCUGGAUGGGUUUCAAGCAAACUUGUUGGAAACAGCGAAAGCAAAGAGAGAUGCCUGCAUUGUAAUCAUCAGCACUUGGGAUGAAUUCAUAGCAGCUCUCAAUGACAAAAAAUUGAUCUUGGCUCCAUGGUGUGAUGAGGAGGAGGUGGAGAAGGACGUGAAAGCUCGGACCAAAGGUGAACUUGGGGCUGCGAAAACAUUGUGUACUCCAUUUGACCAGCCAGAUCUUCCUUCCGGAACUGUGUGCUUUGCUUCCGGAAAGCCUGCUCAAAAGUGGUCGUUCUGGGGUCGCAGCUAUUGAUCUCAAGUGUUCUGUCACCUAUACAUUGCCAUUUUCGUGGAUCGUUUGUUCUGGCAAAGCUGUCUAUUUCUUAUACUAGCUGAUUUUUGAGUAAUGCUUUCGUAUGAUAUGACUCGGAUUGGUUGUCCAUUUGCUAUUUUGUAAUGAUUGCAUGUCGAUCAGUUCGGUGUUGAGAAAUACAUUAUGUACAACCUUAAGUGAUA